UCUAACGGACGUCGUAUCACUGGAUGCCGAAGAGUGCAAUCGGUCGGUUUUCAGAGAGUGAAGGAGAUCGUCGGUCACUGGAUAGGAAAAUUUUCAGGCGUGGAGGCAGCAGCACCACUCCCAGCACCUGUGACCGCAGGGAUGACCCGCGUAGGAAACCACACAAACAGCAGUGACCCACAGUCGGUCAACAGCAGAGUAUUCGUUGGAAAUCUGAACACAUACGUCGUCGGAAAGGAAGAAGUGGAACGAAUUUUUAGUCGCUAUGGACGACUCAUUGGCAUAUCCAUGCACAAGGGAUAUGCAUUCGUACAGUACACAGACACGUGGGAUGCCAGGAAUGCUGUGGUUGGAGAGGAUGGAAGAACUGUUGCAGGACAACUCCUUGACGUGAACAUGGUGUCUGAACCAAAGCCUCAUCAAGUGAACAGGAAGAGGCCAAAUUUUCAUCCAGCCACAUUUCUAAACUCUGGCCGCGGAAGCAUCGUUCCUCCCCUAAAAAGAGCAAGGACGGAUUUGCUAGGAUCUAGAGCAUCAUUACCCCGAUUUACAGAAAAAGACCAAGCAUCAAUUGAUUCUCUAUACAAUAAUGGGGAACCAGACAUUUUAAUAUGUGGCAACUGUAAAGAAGUAUUCCCUGGUAUUCACAAAUUGAUUGAACACAAAAAACAGAGCUGCAAACUGCGGUUUACUUGUCGAUGUCAACACACAUCAAGUCCUCCAGGAGCUCCGAUGAUGCCUGUUUGCGCUCAAUGUCAGUCUCGUCAAAACACUUGGUGGGACCUUAUACAGCACUUCCAAACAGCUCACAACGCCAUACUCUACCUCAAAGAUGAAGACUUGGCAGCAAUGGAAGUUUCUCUCGUGAAGGAGGAGGAUGGUUCAACCUGUUCAAACUGCAGUACAUCUGAUUCGAGAAAUGGAACUAGUCUCACACAAGAUUGUUGGGAAGAGCAAAGAGACGCGUCAACAGAGGCUGAUAUCCCGGAAGAAGAAGAUGACUCUCGUCAGCAGCCACCCGCAGAAGAUAAAUCUGUGGACACGACUGACCUGAAAACGUCCUUAGGAUGACUGUCUUAAAAGAUUUAUCUUCAUGAAGCUAAGAGGAACAUUCGGGCAGUCAGCUCUGGAAGCCUCCGAAAUCUCACACGAACAAGUCUCAGGAACCAUGUUCCCAACGCACAUUUUCUUUCGAAAGAAAUAACGAACAAGACGAACAUUCGAAACUUAUUCCUGAGUUUCUAACAAUCUGCGUGCAUAUGUAGCCGUACCAAAGAAAACGUGCUUGGUGUCCCUGUC
Uloborus diversus is the source of this 1299-nucleotide messenger RNA. Its product is annotated as heterogeneous nuclear ribonucleoprotein C-like. The transcript is spliced from 8 exons. Gene Ontology annotation, molecular function: RNA binding. NCBI's taxonomy places the organism in Eukaryota, Metazoa, Arthropoda, Arachnida, Araneae, Uloboridae. The coding region runs from base 142 to 1071 and encodes 309 amino acids. Gene Ontology annotation, cellular component: nucleus. The record is from RefSeq and is a predicted model, not a curated record.